UCGUUUGAUAAUUUUAGGCGCGAAGCUAUGUUUAUUGUCAUUGAAGAAGCGACUGAAUCAUCGUGAUCCGCAUGUUGUGCUACUGGCACUUUCGCUACUUGAUUCACUGUGGAGUAAUUGCGGACUUACAUUUAGGCGUGAAGUUUCGUCACGUGAAUUCUCACAGGAAUUAAGCUGCAAAGCUACACAUCAUGAACCGUCGUUGGGUUUGAUUGAAACACUGUACAAGAAUUUGGUCGCUGAUGGGCAAUCUUUUGAACCGGAUAAUCCACCAAAAUCUAGGUCCGUCAGCACGGAUCCAAAUGCUGUGCAGAGCGCCGAAGAGGAGGAAGCACUAAUGCUGGCAAUUGCAAAAUCAUUGCAGGAAACAUCGGUUCGAAACAACAAUCCUCCUGCAUCCAGUCUUUAUCCAUCAACUGCAUCGACCGGACCAACUAAUGUCGCUUCAGUUCUAGCCAGACCAGUACCAAAACCGGAACGUGAAGUACGAGCGCUAUACGAUUUUGAAGCUGCCGAAGACAAUGAACUA
This is a messenger RNA of Gongylonema pulchrum, 529 nucleotides long. Lineage: Eukaryota; Metazoa; Nematoda; Chromadorea; Rhabditida; Gongylonematidae. The record is from the annotation of a GenBank genome assembly.